Molecule: messenger RNA, 2517 nt
Organism: Manihot esculenta (cassava)
Lineage: Eukaryota; Viridiplantae; Streptophyta; Magnoliopsida; Malpighiales; Euphorbiaceae
Product: long-chain-alcohol oxidase FAO1
Exons: 3
Coding region: 147-2363 (738 amino acids)
Molecular function (GO): flavin adenine dinucleotide binding; long-chain-alcohol oxidase activity
Source: RefSeq, a predicted model, not a curated record
GUUCACAAGUUGUAGGGGGGAAGUGGGGAGUGGUUCCUGGGAUACUUUAAACUAAAUUUUAAAACAUAGAGAAUAUUCACCUUUCUUCAAAAUUCCACUAUAAAUUUCUGCUGAGAGACGAAAAGAGCGAGCGAGAGAGGGAGAAGAUGAAGAAGGACUGGCAUCCACUGUUGAGAGGGAAAAGAGAGGGAAAAUACAGACAUGGGUUCUCAUCAGCAGAGAUGAUAACACUAGGAAGCAUAUGUGAAGCUGCGUUUCCACCAAUUCAUAUUGAUGAAAAGGAACCUCAACCAAGCAAGGCUGUGAAAGAUUUCUUUAGAGCUUCUGGUGCUCACAACUCUAUACCUGAUGAGCUUGCAGAACUUGUGGUGCAGAGGGGGUUCAUAGAAAUCGUGAUUGUGAUGAGAUUGGUGUUGCUGAUUCUUUCAACUAGAGUUGGGACACUGUUGCUGUGCGGGUCUCUUUGUUUAGGUGAAAAAUGGCCUUACAUCAAUAGUUUCUCGAGCAUGUCAUUGGAGAAAAGAGAAAAAGUUUUGCAGAAGUGGUUCAAGCACAGGUUUUUCACGCCCAUUAGAGUUGGGCUCAUUUUCCUUAAAGUCGGCUGCCUUUAUGUUUUCUUCAAUCGGGUGGACGAAAAUGGUGAGAACCCAUCAUGGGAAGCCAUCGACUACAAGACGAAGAGUGAUAAAAAUCCAACCCAAGUUCCAAAUGAGAGGCCUCUUCAAGAAGGAGUAAUAGAAACUAUGUUUGAAACUGACUCCACUCUUGUCGACAACCUUACACAGAAAGGACUGGAAGUUACAAAAGAUCCUGGACACAACCUCUACAAAAUCAAUUGUGAUGUUGCCAUUGUGGGCUCUGGUUGUGGAGGAGGUGUUGCUGCCGCUAUGCUUGCAACUUCCGGCCAAAAGGUGGUUGUUCUGGAGAAAGGGAACUAUUUCACUGCCAAUGACUAUUCUGGUCUGGAAGGCCCUUCCAAGAAAGAGCUAUAUGAAUCAGGGGGAGUCCUUCCGACUGUUGAUGGGAAAGUGAUGAUAUUGGCAGGAUCAGUAGUUGGAGGAGGUUCUGCUAUUAACUGGUCUGCAUGUAUCAACACACCAAAGCCUGUACUUAAGGAAUGGGCUGAGAAUCACAAACUUCGUCUCUUUGGAAGCUCUGAAUAUCUUGCUGCCAUGGAUACUGUCUGUAAGAGAAUUGGAGUUACAGAGAACUGUAUAGAGGAGGGGUUUCAAAAUCAAGUACUUAGAAAAGGGUGUCAGAAACUUGGCUUUGAAAUCAAUUCAGUCCCUCGAAAUUCCUCAGAGAAACAUUACUGUGGAAGUUGUGGUUACGGUUGUCAACAAGGAGACAAGAAGGGGACUGAUUCUACAUGGCUGGUUGACGCUGUUAAUCAUGGCGCAGUAAUCUUAACAGGAUGCAAGGCAGAGAGAUUCAUUUUAGAACAUAACAAGAGUGGAAGUAAAAGGAAAAAGAAAUGCCUGGGAGUUAUGGCAAGAUCACUGAACAAUAACAUUUCUAUGAGAUUCCAAAUUGAGGCCAAAGUAACAAUCUCUGCAUGUGGAGCUCUUCUUACCCCACCUUUAAUGAUUGCUAGUGGAUUGAAGAAUCCAAACAUCGGUCGUAACCUUCAUCUCCACCCAGUUCUAAUGGCCUGGGGCUAUUUUCCGGAUUCAAAUUCAGAGCUCAAGGGGAAAUCCUACGAUGGAGGAAUAAUUACUUCAGUUCACAAGGUGGUAGCAAAAGACUCUACUACAAGGGCCAUCAUAGAAACUCCUCAACUCGGACCAGCAUCGCUUGCUUCAUUGAUUCCUUGGGAGUGUGGACGAGACAUAAAGAACAGAAUGCUUAGAUUCUCCAGAACUGCUCACUUGAUAGCGAUAAUCAGGGAUCAGGGUUCUGGCCAAGUUAAAGUGGAAGGACGAGUAAGCUACAACUUAAAUGCAUUGGAUAGAGAAAAUCUCAAGGCUGGCCUGCGGCAAUCACUGAGGAUUUUAGUAGCUGCUGGAGCUGUCGAAGUGGGUACGCAUCGAAGUGAUGGGCAGAGAAUAAAAUGUGAAGGGAUUAGCAACAAGGAGCUUGAAGAAUUUCUAGACAGAGUUGCUCCAUGUGGAGGGCCAUUAACACCAGUGAAGGACUGGAUGAUCUAUACCUCAGCCCAUCAAAUGGGGAGUUGCAGGAUGGGCAUUAAUGAAAAAGAAGGUGCAGUUGAUGAGAAUGGAGAGAGUUGGGAAGCAGAAGGCCUAUUUGUCUGUGAUGCAAGUGUUCUCCCAAGUGCUGUCGGAGUCAACCCUAUGAUUACUGUCCAGUCCACUGCUUACUGUCUCUCUAAGAGAUUGGCAGAGUCUUUAAGGAGAGAACAGUAAUAUACACAAGCUGCAAAGGCAAAACGCAUAAACUUCAGCUGGGGAUACUGUAUUGUGUCAGCUUAUAAUAAUGUUUCUCUAAUCUAAGCUUUUUAAGCUGUCCACUUGUGAUGUUUGCUUCAGGAAGCCUGUGCAAAUAAAGGAGACUUGUCCA